Molecule: messenger RNA, 909 nt
Organism: Paramecium tetraurelia
Lineage: Eukaryota; Ciliophora; Oligohymenophorea; Peniculida; Parameciidae
Exons: 3
Source: RefSeq, a predicted model, not a curated record
AUGAAAAUGCUAGAUGAUAUUAAGUAGUAGGUAGAGAAGGAAAUGAAAAAAUUUGAUCCAAGAUUGGCAGGAAAGAAAUAUUUGAAAAUAACUCAAUCCAUUAAGGAUUCAUUUCUCAAGACAGUUGUGUGUGAUAAAUAAAGCAUUAAAGCUGCUGCCAAUUCUAUAGGUAUCAAUUAUUCUUCAGCCAAAGCCAUAUGGGCUGAAUUCAGAUCCAAAUCAAAAAUUAAGAAAAACAAAAAAACUAAUGAGCAACAAAAAACUGAAUCCUCUGAAGUUAUGAAAAGAUGUCAAUACAAAAUUCUUAAUGGUUGCAAUAAGAUUAAGAAAUUAUUCCUGGAAAUCAAGUCGUCUGUUGCAGAGCGUUUAAGUUCUACCUACUUGAUUUCCUUGGAUGGAGGCCCACGAGUUAACUAGUAUUUCCAAAGCAAUAAACGCAGAGAAGACAGUGCUCUUAAAGCUGUAAGAUUAGAAACUAAUAUUCGAACUCCAAAAAUGAGGAUGCAAAACUCAGCUGAUGAUUAAUUUAAUAUACACAACUUAUAGAACGUCCCUCUUUAAUUAAGGUAUAGUCCUUCCUUAAGAAUGAAAAACCAUAGAAAUUCACUCAAGCCUAAUGAAAACCCAAAAUACCCCGAAACUUACACUAAAACAACAAGAAAAGCAAUGUUAGAUUCGUUCUACCAUUAACUUGGAACUGAUGAAGACAUUACACCUAUCAAAAACGCAAAAUAACGAAGACUUCAGCCAAUCAUUUUAACACCCUAAUCUCAAACCACUAAUUUUGUAAAAUAGAACAUAUUGGUAGAAGAUGAAAAUAUAGAGGAAGUUCAUUUUCACUUUGUAAAUAUGCAACAUUAAUAUAAAUCUUGGAUAUAGAAGUUGGAAAAGAAGAAUUACAGCAAAUGA